Messenger RNA from Exophiala viscosa, 1496 nucleotides. RefSeq names its product L-iditol 2-dehydrogenase. Lineage: Eukaryota; Fungi; Ascomycota; Eurotiomycetes; Chaetothyriales; Herpotrichiellaceae. The coding region runs from base 281 to 1396 and encodes 371 amino acids. Gene Ontology annotation, biological process: D-sorbitol catabolic process. The transcript has a single exon. Gene Ontology annotation, molecular function: L-iditol 2-dehydrogenase (NAD+) activity. The record is from RefSeq and is a predicted model, not a curated record.
GGUUCGCUGGAAUGAGUCCCGGGGCAGGAUACGAGGGGCACUCGGUAUCGCGUUCUGCUCUGGUGAGGUAGGAAAGUACAUAAAGAAAACUUACACAAGGCCGCCGUCACUCCUUCGUUCCCGACUUGUCCUUUCUUUGCUACCUUGCGUUUCUGCGUCUAGUCUCAAAAGCCGUCUAUACCCCGCACAGAUAUACCUGUCUUUGCCAUUGACUUGCUAAUAGUGAGCUCCUCACACUCUGGGGGAUUGCCAACUAGACUACCUUCCCCCUUUCAGCACGAUGAGCACCACGACCACCGAACUCGAACCUACCAAGUCCAACAUCGGCGUCUUUACCAACCCCAAGCAUGAUCUUUGGGUGGCAGAGACCUCGCCCUCGCUGCAGGAAGUGCAAGCAGGCCAGGAUCUGAAAGAGGGAGAAGUCUACAUCGCAGUCAAAUCGACGGGUAUCUGUGGUUCGGACGUCCACUUCUGGCAUGCGGGAUGUAUAGGCCCUAUGAUCGUCGAGGGCGACCACAUCCUCGGGCACGAAUCCGCGGGCACUAUCCUCGCUGUCCACCCCUCAGUCACGUCGUUAAAACCGGGCGACAGAGUGGCCAUCGAGCCCAACAUUCCCUGCUUCAAGUGCGAACCAUGUCUGACGGGACGGUACAAUGGAUGCGAGAGUGUCGAGUUCUUGAGCACACCCCCCGUUCACGGGUUACUGAGACGAUACGUCAAGCACCCCGCCGUAUGGUGCCACAAGAUCGGCGACAUGAGCUUCGAGAAUGGAAGUCUGCUGGAACCGCUCUCCGUCGCGCUUGCAGGGAUGGAGCGCGCUGGUGUCAGGCUCGGCGACCCAGUCUUGAUAUGCGGCGCCGGUCCCAUCGGUCUCGUUACGUUAUUGUGCUGUCAAGCGGCGGGUGCGUGUCCGAUUGUCAUCACCGACAUCGAUGAGGGGAGAUUGAAAUUCGCCAAGUCGCUUGUUCCACGCGUUUCGACGUUCAAGAUACCCAUGGGGAAGUCGCCGGAGGAGUGUGCAGAGGGCAUAAUUGAGAGUAUGGGGGGCAUCAAGCCUCGCGUGGCGAUGGAGUGCACGGGUGUUGAGAGCAGUGUCGCCAGCGCCAUAUGGAGCGUGAGAUUCGGUGGGAAAGUGUUUAUCAUUGGUGUGGGCAAGAACGAGAUGAAAGUGCCGUUUAUGAGGCUGAGUACCCAGGAGAUCGACCUGCAGUAUCAGUAUCGGUACAGCAAUACUUGGCCCAAGGCGAUUCGGCUGGUGGAGAGUGGAGUGAUCAAUAUGGAUAAGCUGGUCACUCAUCGGUAUAACAUGAGUGAUGCGCUUGCUGCGUUCAAGACGGCUAGUGAUCCUAAGAGCGGGGCUAUCAAGGUGCAGAUCAAGAAUGAUGAUAGUUUAUAGUUGAAGGUACCUUAUGGUGAUGGACAUGGGAAAGUCCUUCGAUGAAAUGUACAUUUUGGACAUAGCAGGAGCUGGACAUGCAUAUUCUGAAUUGGACAUA